Vigna umbellata (rice bean) is the source of this 1283-nucleotide messenger RNA. RefSeq lists its product as uncharacterized. Lineage: Eukaryota; Viridiplantae; Streptophyta; Magnoliopsida; Fabales; Fabaceae. The record is from RefSeq and is a predicted model, not a curated record.
AGGAAUGGGGCAAGUGACGUUGAGAGGAAGUAGUAGUGAAAGAAAGGAGAGUGAGAAUGCUGGUUGUAAGGGAGGCAAUGAUUCAGACACAACCACCACAUCUCACACCCUACUACUCAUCAUCUUCACUCCACUCCACUACUUAAAUAUCUCACUCAUUCAUUCCACCAAACCAAACCCUUCCACAAUAUAAUAUUCCUUUACACUUCUUUUUCUUAACCCAUUCUCAUACACUGCACAUACAGAGAUGCGAAACAUGGCCAGCUCCGCUUCUUCACGAGGCAUUGCUGCCAUCGUCGGUGUCGGUCCCAACCUCGGCCUCUCCAUCGCUCGCAAGUUCGCUCACGAGGGCUACACCGUCGCCAUCCUCGCUCGUGACCUGGGGCGGUUGUCGAGAUUCGCCGACGAAAUAGCCAGGGAAGAGAAGGCGCAGGUUUUCGCCAUUAGAAUAGACUGUUCCGAUUCCCGAAGCGUGAGAGAGGCAUUCGAGGGAGUGCUGUCUCUGGGAUUCGUCGAAAUUCUCGUUUACAAUGCAUACCAACCCCUAUCUUCUUACCCCACUUCCUUCCAAGACCUUCGCAUCGAUUCCUUCCACAAAUCUCUCGCCGUUUCUUCUGUCGGUGCCUUCCACUGCGCUCAACAGGUGCUGCCCGGAAUGGUUGAAAGAGGAAAGGGAACCCUUCUCUUCACGGGUUGUUCCACUUCUCUCAACGGCAUUGCUGGAUACUCCGAACUAUGCUGUGGGAAAUUCGCUUUGAGAGCACUAUCGCAAUGUUUGGCCAAGGAAUUUCAGCCCCAGGGAGUGCACGUAGCUCAUGUUAUCAUCGACGGCCUCAUUGGCCCACCCAGAGGAGGAACAUUGACGACGUCAUUGCAGAGGGGUAAUUCGUCGGGGGAGCAAAGCAGUGGAGUAGUGGGAGGAGGAGGUGAGAGUACAAUGGACCCGGACGCACUGGCUCAAACCUUCUGGCACUUGCACGUCCAGGACCGGAACGCAUGGACCCAGGAGAUGGAUCUUCGUUCCCCUUCUGUCAGAUUCUUCUAGUCUCUCCUAUUAAUUUCAUGUCCCCCUCAAUUAUUUCUUUUGCACUCUCCUCUCCUAUACUAUAGUGUUCAAUGUCAAUCAUUUUUCAUAUAUGAUUUUCCAAUCACCUGUUGGGGGGGCAUCUCGGUGUGUUUGUUUUGCUAGCCAGCUACCUAAAUGAUGUGUACAGAGAUUAUAGGUUGUGUCGUUAAUUUGGGUGAGUUAAGUAAUUACUGUUUUUGUUGUAGAGAUUGAGAAA